AUGUUCAGGCUGUUAGCGUACGCUGGCCGAAUGGUCAGACUUGCUCGUUUCGAAUUCUUUCGUUUUUUUGGGAGUACGCGGUCGCUGUUGGUUAGUCGCAAUGUCCUGACGAAGGCCGCGGGCAUUGCCAGGGUGACGUUUAGGGGGCCAAUCCUGAAUCGUAUUUUCCGCUCCUUCACGCCAAACAGCCGCUUCACUCUGCUGCGCGCUGCCCUCGUUGGCACGUCACUGCGAUGGCCAGGAACGUUUACUAUGCGUCGCUACUGUUGGACAUCUGGAAUGCUAAUUCGAAACUUCUCACCCGACAGAUACGCGGUUACCAUUACACAGAGUCUUAAGAAUGCUUUCGUUUAUCGAAUGAAUCAAGCUUCUACCGAAUAUCCAGCAUCGCUCUCCGCCUAUGAAAUCGGCCGCCACAUUUCUAACGGUUGCAAUGCGGCUGUGUACGAAGCCCGACUGCGAGAAUUGACUCAUCUCGAAACGGAAACCAGCACCAACAUCGCUUCUGCAGCGGGGACAUCCUUAGUCUCAUCAGGAAGAUUUCGAAACCGACCAAGCAAGAAUAUAUUGUCGUCUAAGAUCGAUGAUUACCCGUUGGCCAUUAAGAUGAUGUUCAACUACGGCAUGGCAAAUCGGAGGGAUUUCGUUUUCUACGAAAUGGGUCCGGAGUUGGUCCCUGCCUGUUGCUGCAGCACCAGCAUUCACAUCAGAGAAAAGAUGCUGCCGCGGCCUCAUCCUAAUAUUGUUAGGAUGUUCUCUGCAUUUGUCGACCAGGUUCCCUUGUUUCCGGACUCUGAAGCCCUUUACCCGGCUGCGUUGCCUCGACUACAGUUCGACGAAGGCUACGGUCAUAACGAGACGUUGUUUAUCGUGAUGAAAAGGCAGUGA
This is a messenger RNA of Soboliphyme baturini, 888 nucleotides long. The record is from the annotation of a GenBank genome assembly. NCBI's taxonomy places the organism in Eukaryota, Metazoa, Nematoda, Enoplea, Dioctophymatida, Soboliphymatidae.